AUGAUGCGUCGCACGCUAUCGCAGUCACUCGUUUCACUGCUGCUCGCUUUAUCGCUGUGGUCGGCUGCCGCCAUGGCAGUGAUGACAACCCAGGUCACCGUGGUAACAAACGUUGCAGGGGCCGUUGUUACUGAAACCACAACAUGGGAUCCAGCUACUGCUGCUACCCCUACAACCACGGCAGUAGCAACUACAACCACUGCUCAAACAGGUUCUUUCACCACCGUCUUCACCACCACCAACGAUGUCGGUACUACCGUCACUUUGACCCAGACCAUCAACAGGGCCACUAUGCUGCCAACCACCACAUCCUCGACCUCGUCUACUGGUAAGACCACGACAACCGCUCCUACCGCGACCUCGUCGUUGUCUUCAGGGCUCUACCUAUCUACAGUCACCACGACAGAUAUUCUGGGCACCACUGUGACUUUGACCCAAACCUUUACUCACUCUAGCACAGGCGCCAGUUCAUCUGCUAGUUCAUCUGCCAGUUCAUCUGCACAUUCUUCCAGUGCAAAAUCGGCUACUUCUACCGGAAGCGCAAUAGUCGAAACUGGUACUAGGCCAGACCCCUCCACAGGCUUCACGGAGCCUCCUCUGUCUGCCGUCACUACUCUGGCGAUCGACACAUAUGUGACUAUCACUGAAGGUACUACACAUACUUACACAAGCUCCCGCCCGGCAACCUCCAUGUGGGUCACAGUCGUCAGGCAAGGCAACACCCUUACCAUGCAGACUACUUUCGCUCAACGGUUUUCCUCCCAGUACGUAACAGUCGCUUCCCCUUCCGCAGGGUCCAUCGGGAUGGGCACCUUGUCGGGAACUGUAGGUGUUAUUAAAUCCGCAAUGAAAAAAACCGUUUCUCAUAACGAGGCCCAGCAUCCAAGUAUGAGGUCGUUUACUUCAACUUUGGCAGGGCUAUUAGCGGUUUUAAUUUGGUUCUUAUAA
This is a messenger RNA of Saccharomyces kudriavzevii IFO 1802, 948 nucleotides long. It is a transcript of the gene KRE1, whose product is annotated as Kre1p. The transcript has a single exon. Gene Ontology annotation, biological process: fungal-type cell wall organization. The record is from RefSeq and is a predicted model, not a curated record. The coding region runs from base 1 to 948 and encodes 315 amino acids. NCBI's taxonomy places the organism in Eukaryota, Fungi, Ascomycota, Saccharomycetes, Saccharomycetales, Saccharomycetaceae.